UGGGGUAAGAGGUUAUCAACACUUGUGUAGCUACUCCAUAGCAACUGCCCAUCUCUUUCCCCGAAAAAUAAGAACUUUGCACCUAACAUUGUGCAAUUCUCGUGAUCUUUCACACCCAUAGAUGAGGGCUGGUGGUCAUCCAGUGUUUGCCCGGUGUUUAUGAGUGACGUGGCCGCUGUGCAGGACGACAAUCCCGGGGACAACAAGCACACUGUACCGCUGGACUGCUGCGGAGGACUGAGCAACGUGGAUUACUCCAAGAUGGACGUGACGCUUAUGAAAGAAGUCCUGAAGCACAUCAACUUUCGUGACUCCAGCUUUUGCAUCGCCGUGAUCGCCAUCAUCUUUAACCCACUCUUCUGGAAUGUGGUGGCGAGAUGGGAGCAUCGUUCUCGGACCCUCUCCAAACUCUUUGGCAGCCCCUCGCUGGCGUGUUACUGCCUGGGCUUCGUCAUCAUUCUGCUCAACGUGUACCGCAGCCACAGUAUGACGGUGGCGAUGAAGGUCCAGGCCCGCUGGGAGCUGAUGGACCGGACGGACGUGUUCUACGCCGGCGUGGCUCUCAUGGUGCUGGGCACGGUGCUGGUGGUGAGCAGCUUCCUGGCUCUGGGAUUCACCGGAACCUUCUUAGGUGAUUACUUUGGUAUCCUGAUGGAGGAGAAGGUGACCUGCUUCCCCUUCAACGUCUUGGAGAACCCCAUGUACUGGGGCAGCACCGCCAACUACCUGGGGCUGGCACUCAUCGGUUCCAGUCCUGUUGGUCUCGUCCUGACUGCGAUAGUCGCCGUGGCUUACAAGGUGGCGAUACGAAUCGAGGGACCAUUCACCGAGCACAUCUACCUGGAGAGGAGUCAGCGGCGUAAGCUUCAAUAAUCAACCCCCCCCCCCCCCCCCGAGGACCCCGCCCCCGCACUUCCUGCUCCUGAUCCGGCCGAGGAUUCCCAUCCUGACACGAAGACGGACAGACUGAUGGACAAACAGAGCUGGUUAUUAAUCUGUCUCCAGGAAGGAUUCAAGUGUACGGAAGAAGAUUAGAAGUCUACUUUGCUUUUUACAUUUGGCCACAUCCCCAAAAAUGAUCCUAAUUUGACCCUUAUCCUCUUCCGUGCAACGGUCCACACUGCAGUGUAUGAAUGUCGAAGCUACAUUGAGCCAUUUUUCUCACGCCAUUUUGGACGUUAUCUUUCCGACAAACUUCAAUCAAAGAGGCCCUGUUAUUCUUUUGGGGGUUUUCCCUUUCCUUUAGUUUGUUCUGUAGGUUUUAGUGCAUGUAAAUGGUAUGCAAAAGCUACACAUUCUGUGCCAGCUAACCAGUCGGAGCAGAAAACGUCCUCUUUAAUUACGUUAUUAAUUCAUGUCAGGUAUUUUUAUUUGUCAUCGUGCAAAAUACCAGGGUCUCUCACCUGACACACCUCAAAGGAAUCAAGUCAUAAUUAAUGUUUACUGUCAUCAUAACCUACAUGAUGUCUGUUUUAAAUGACACACUGAUAUGCGCUGGAUUAGAUUUGUUUUUCUGAACAAUCACAUGAUUAUGGAUGUACUGGUGUGACUGAAAUCUUUGUUUUGUUCUGUACAAAGCUGUCAUUUUAGGGUUAUAGGAAUGGUCCAACCAUCCCUCAGAGAAGCGUCUCCUGCAACACUGCCGUUUUCACUGCACGAAAUUAAAGUUUCACACAGUUUUUAAUGUUAAUUAUGAACCCUUUUGAUACCAGAGGAGCGUUACAGAUUUAAAGUGCACCUAUGCAAACCAUUCACUCUGUACAUACACCCCGCCUGCUGAGGUUACCGGGGCAUUUGUGAUUAAAUAAAGAGCGUGUGUUGGUCUCUC
This is a messenger RNA of Eleginops maclovinus (Patagonian blennie), 1828 nucleotides long. It is a transcript of the gene pemt, whose product is annotated as phosphatidylethanolamine N-methyltransferase. The record is from RefSeq and is a predicted model, not a curated record. The transcript has 7 exons. Gene Ontology annotation, molecular function: phosphatidylethanolamine N-methyltransferase activity. Gene Ontology annotation, biological process: phosphatidylcholine biosynthetic process. NCBI's taxonomy places the organism in Eukaryota, Metazoa, Chordata, Actinopteri, Perciformes, Eleginopidae. Bases 160 to 873 code for a protein of 237 amino acids.